CUUUUUUUGUAGGAAGAUUGAAAAUGGGGUGAUUGUGUUCUUUUAUCAUCCAAUCACAACUAACCCAGAACAAGCCCGGGACAGCACUCCUCCUGAUGUCGGAAGAUUCAGCCUCCACACCUCAUCCCUUCACGGUUCUGGAGGACCAGACAGGAGUCUCAUGCAGCUCCAUGCCAAGGGGGGCCUCAAGGUGCAGCGCCAUGGCACAGCUACACCGAAUGGGUGGCUACAGCCAAAGUGGGCCUGACUUAGGCCUCCCCUCAGAGGGCAGCGACAGCAGUGGUCAGGACCCUCGCGCUCCGCCACCUAAGCAUCGCAAGACCGCCCGCUCCCGUCCGCUCCCCGAGGAGGACGUGGAGAUGAAGAGCAGUGGGUCCAGCGGGAGUGGAACCGAAUCACAGGACAAUGAAAGCAACGGCAACAAGAGUAACGGCAACGAGAGCCACGACCACUCGUCGACGAGCAGCUCCAAUGGCACCAGUAAAGACUCUGCACUGCUGGAAUCUUCUGAAAGCAACAAGAGCUCAAACUCUCACAGUCCGUCUCCUCCCAGCAGCUCAAACGCCUUCAGUCUGCUAAGCUCAGAGCAGGAUAAUCCUUCAACCAGCGGCUGCAGUAGUCAGGAGUCCGCCAAAGCCAAGACCCAGAAAGAGAUGAUUAAAACUCUGAAAGAGCUGAAGCUUUACCUGCCCGCUGAGAAGAGACACAAUAAGUCAUCCACACUGAACACCCUCAAGUACGCACUGCGCUGCGUCAAGCAAGUGGAAGCCAAUGACGAGUAUUACCAGCUGUUGAUGACCAAUCACAGUCAACCUUCAGUCCUGGAUGUCUCCUCUUAUACGAUAGAGGAGAUAGACAGCAUCACUUCUGAAUACACCCUCAAAAACAAUGUCUUUUUUGCCGUAGCCGUGUCUCUCGUUACAGGAAGAAUAGUCUACAUUUCUGACCAAGCUGCCUCCAUCCUCAACUGCAAAAGAGAAGUUUUCAAGAAAAGCAAGUUUGUGGAGUUUAUUAUUCCACAGGAUGUUAGUGUCUUCUACAGCUUCACAACGCCCUACCGCCUGCCCUCCUGGAGCAUGUGCACUGGAGCAGAGGCAUCGCCGCCUGACUGCAUGCAGGAGAAGUCCUUCUUCUGUCGCAUCAGUGGUAGUAAUAAGUGUGAGGGCAAUCUGCAGUACUAUCCAUUCCGCAUGACACCCUACCGGAUGAAGGUCCAAGACACAGUGCAUGCUGAAGACCAGUUCUGCUGCCUCCUGCUGGCUGAGAUAGUUCACUCCGGUUAUGAGGCACCCAGAAUUCCAACGGAUAAACGCAUCUUCACCACCACACACACACCGAGUUGUGUGCUUCAGGAUGUGGAUGAGAGGGCAGUUCCUCUUCUUGGGUACCUCCCCCAAGACCUGAUUGGCACACCAUUCCUCCUCCAUUUGCAUCCCAAUGACCGACCAAAUAUGUUGGCCAUUCACAGAAAGAUUCUUCAAUUCGCAGGACAACCAUUUGACCACUCGUCCGUCCGGUUCUGUGCGCAAAAUGGAGAAUACAUCGUUCUUGAAACCAGCUGGUCCAGUUUCGUCAACCCCUGGAGCCACAAGGUCUCCUUUGUUAUUGGAAGACACAAAGUGUGCACGGGCCCCGUGAAUGAAGAUGUUUUUGCAGCCCCGGCGUCCACUGUCCAGGAGAUGAAGACCAUGGACUCUGACAUCCAGGACCUUACUGAGCAGAUCCAUCGGCUCCUGCUACAGCCGGUCCGUAACAGUGGGUCCAGUGGCUACAAUAGUGUGAACAGAAAUGAACACCCUGUAGGCAUGAGCUCCUCUAGUGAGAGCCUCAAAAGCGGUAGCGGGAGCAAGAUCCAGCCAGAGGAGGAGGAAGUGAGCGGCAAAGCCAGACCGAGAAGUUUUCAGGAAAUCUGUAAAGGAAUACAUCUUCAGAAGAGCCAAGAGCAGCAGACAACCAGACAAGACAUCAAGAAAAGCAAUGGCAUAGAGUCUGUACAAAAGAGCUCAGCGGUGGUGCGGCCCAAACACUCAGCAGCUCCCCUCAACUGGAAGGAGACAGAAGCCAUGAUGGAGGAGACUAGGUCCUCUUCCCAAGAGGAGACAGCCUUCAAUGAUCCGACUGUCUACUCCUACCAGCAGAUCAGCUGUCUGGACAGUGUUGUCAGGUACUUGGAGGGCUGUAAUGUUCCCAUCACAAUGAAGAGGAAGUGCCAGUCUUCCUCUAACACCACGUCCUCUAACUCAGAUGAGGACCAACAGAAAGGACCUAACAUUAUGCAGGUGUCUGAAGAACCAGCCUUGUUGAAGGAUCACUCUGUGCUCUCCCUAUUGGAUGAUCAAGACAAAAAGUCCAGUGACGCGGCCACAGCGGUAGUGGGCACUUCAUUGCCCCUACCUGUACCUAACAAAACAGAAAGCGUGGUGUCCAUAACCAGCCAGUGUAGCUACAGUAGCACCAUAGUGCAUGUUGGGGACAAGAAACCUCGACCAGACUCAGAUAUCAUAGGGGAUGUCCAAGGAACAGGAGAGACUGUAGAAUCCAGCCACAACCCUGGGGCUCCUCUUUCUGUUGUUUCACCUCCCAUUCAGGAGAGGGAGCCCUAUAAGAAAAAACUUGGGUUGACCAAACAGGUUUUGGCAGCCCACACGCAGAAGGAGGAGCAGACCUUUCUGUAUCGCUUCAGGGAGCAUCAAGGACUCACAGCACUCAAAGAAAACUGCUCUCAGUACCUGGAGAGUCAAAGAGAACAGAUCGCCAGCGAUGCUGUACCUGCUGCUCGGCCCUACAAUGAGGGUGGACCGAGAGUACUGCCCACUUCGCGGCGAGAUGCACGACAUAAAAAGACCAAGUCAAAGCGAGCAAAGCAAAUGGAGUCCUCAGAUAACAAAAUGUCCCAUCACAGACAGCAACAUCUGCAGCCUCCUCUUCUAAACCUCGGCCUUAACCCGACCUCAUGGUCUCGUUCUGACACCUCACAGUCGACUUCCCCCAUGGCCUACCCCUCCGUGGUGCCAGGCUUUCCGCUCCAGGUUUACCCCGGAGCCAAUUCCCUACCUCCCCACACAGACGCCACUCUACAAGGCUUUGGGCACAAUCAGGGAAUCCAGUCCCCUCCCUGUCCCCCAUCCAUCCAUCCUGCUCCCUACACCACCCCCAUGGUCACCCCCAUUGUGGCUCUGAUGCUGCCCAUGGCCUACCCUACAAUUGCCCCCGGACUGCCACCUCCCCAGCCAGUGUACCACACAGUAACUGGUGGCUUCCCCACCCAAUUGCCGCCUUUUGGCCUGGCUGCCUCUCCGGGCCAAGGGCCUUUCACAGAGCCACCUUCCUUCAGUGUUCAGAACCAGUUCACCACCCAGAACCCAUUUCCUCUUCAAGCAGGCAGCCUGACCCCGUCGUUCUACUUUCCUCCAUCCUUGGAAACCUCAAAGGCCCCUGUGGUGGAGGGCCAGUCUCGCUCCUCUUCGCCCCAGUCUGGAGGAGAUGGAGGCCAGGCGUCCCCACCCCUGUUCCAGUCUCGGUGCAGCUCACCCCUCAACAUGCUGGGGCUGGAGCUGUCAGUGGAGCGGCAGGACAGCACAGUGCUCUCCUCUGGACAAGGGAAUAAUGCGGCUGAAAGGGAGGAAAUAACAAGUGGCAACCAGGCCAAGGAGAGGGAGCUGAAGCAGGUAAACAAGGUAAAUUCACAUGGUGACGGGAACAACAGUGACUCCAACUCUUUGUCCAGCGGCGUGUUGGACAUUAUUCCUGAUGAGGACUCAUGCUCAGUCACUGGCUCAGCCACCUCGGGGUCCAUGGGCUCAGGGUCCAACGGCUUUAGAACUUCAGCCAGCGGGACGUCCAACAGCGGGACAUCUAAGAGCAAGACGUCAGCCAGUGGGACCUCCGGCAGUGGAAAAGGAAGCAACAACAGUAGUAAAUACUUUGGCAGCGUGGACUCGUCCCAGAACAGCCAGAAGGUUAACGAUCAUUUGAGCGGCAGCAAGGGACAGGCCGUGGCAAUGGACCAGAGCGAACACUUCAUCAAUGACAUCCAGAGAGUGCUCAGAGAGGACCGAGAGAAGCUGAGGCUGCUGCAGAAGAACCAGCCACACUUUUCAGAGGAGCAGAAGAUGGAGCUGGUGGAGGUCUACCCCUGGUUCAAGAAGGGAGGUCUGCCCAAGGCAAUAGACAUCAAGACGUGCUCCUGCUGUGCCGGUGUGUCAGAGUUAGCAGCAGCGGAGGAAGUGGCGGCGGCGGCAGCAGCAGCAGCAGCAGCAAAGGAUCAGCCAGACCAAGACAUUGGUGAUACAGAGAUGGGGGAGGUCAGCUGCCAGGGGAGGCCCGGAAAGGAACCUUCAAACACUCUACAGACACAGCCAGCUAGACAACAAACUUCUCAAGAUUUUCAGUGAGAUUAAUCAUCUCUUCAGCGUUUUGUUUUUGUACAAAUGAAGAAGGACCUAGUUUAGUUAAAGCAUCAUACAGGCCCUUUGUUCUUCACACAACUUUAUUUCUGUUUGGCUGGAACAGUCAGGACUUUUGCAGAAUGUAAAUAUACAAGUGCUGGACUCUGAGACUAUGUAUGUUUAUGAAUUUGUUUCUGUGUAGCACUUGACACAGCGCAACAUAUGCACUGAUCACGAGAGGCCGAGGCCAAUAAGGGAAACGCUAUAUGUGCUCAUACACCAGGCCGCACAGUAGAGGUUAAUAUACAUCAACCAACUGGAGGUCGCUUCAUGCACGUCGGGAAAUGGCUUUGUGGUGUUGUAAAUGCUGCAGUAAAUGAAUGAAUUCAGCAUUUUGUGACGCGAUUUCCUCAGUUACAACAACGCCGUGCUACGUCAGCAUGUGGUGAGAACAGGUGGAGUUAAGUUCCAGCCACUCCUGUCAUGAAUAGCCUAAAGCACCAUCUGAAGAGAGGAUUGCACUUCGUGGGCUACACUGGAAGAAGAUGGAAAACACGAGUUAGGAAAUUAAAGUGCAAAAAAGCAAACUUGCACCUGUAUACAGCAGUGACCAGGCAUGGACUCAUCUGCAAUUGGUGAAGCUUCCGACUGGAAAACCUACUCGGGUUAUUCACUAAAGUAGACAUAAUGAAAAUGCAAUGCAAGAAGUAUAGUAGCAUAAAAUGGAAAAAGUGCAAUUGUUACUGAUCCCCAGGCACGGUGGAGGUGCUGAACACAUUCAAGACUGCACUAAGAAAAGGACAAUCAGGUGAAACAUGUCCUGUAAAGUUACAUCUACUCACCAAUCCAACAUGUUAUAUUAUUUCUGAGAAAGUAUCUUAAAAAUUAGCCUUUUUUUCGAGUUUCCAGUGGUAUAUGCAUAUUUCCAUUCAGCAUUUGUUUCACUAUCAGCUGUGAAACUUAUUAAAUGCUUGUGUGAAUGUUUGUAACAGUCUUUGAAUCUAAGCAUUUUUUUUAUUUUUUUACAUAUGCCGUUUUCUGUAUGAGACUUAGGUUUUAAAGUUAUUUAUGGAAACGCCUGCUUAAAAAACAAGCAGGACCAAGAUGAUUUAUAU
This is a messenger RNA of Etheostoma spectabile (orangethroat darter), 5503 nucleotides long. It is a transcript of the gene per2, whose product is annotated as period circadian clock 2. Gene Ontology annotation, molecular function: transcription corepressor binding; transcription cis-regulatory region binding. Lineage: Eukaryota; Metazoa; Chordata; Actinopteri; Perciformes; Percidae. The transcript is spliced from 22 exons. The record is from RefSeq and is a predicted model, not a curated record. Gene Ontology annotation, biological process: negative regulation of transcription by RNA polymerase II; circadian regulation of gene expression; entrainment of circadian clock by photoperiod. Gene Ontology annotation, cellular component: cytoplasm; nucleus. The coding region runs from base 96 to 4394 and encodes 1432 amino acids.